UUACGAUCUCAAGUAUUGAUAGACACAUUGAUCUAUCAGGUAAUGUGAUUAGAAAGAAGUAUGACAUCAAAAUCGACUGUAUGGUAGAUAAAUGUGAAGAAUUUUUAUUCCCUCUUAAGCCAGAGGAACAAGAUAAUGUCGCCUUUACAUUCGCCAAAGCUAAAAGUUUAAAUGACAAAUCUCAUGUAUUAACUUUUAAAAAGGAAAAGAAAUCAUCAGAAAAAUUUAAAGAUUUUACUAUGUACCGAUUUGAUUUGAAGGCCAUUAAAUUUCCUACCAAUCUAGAUAUUAGUGUUUUUUUAUUACCUAAAUUUGUCAAACCUCACCCAGCUCAAAUUAAACAAAAUGAAAAACAAUCUUUGCUUUUCAAUGAUAAUUUAUAUGUAUGGUUACCAUAUAAUAUUCAAUCUCAAACUACAAAUAUAAAAUUUCCUAGCAUUACUAAAAUUGAAAGCUAUACUCAAACAAAAGAUUCUUCUCUCACGAAGUUGUCGUACACUGCAGACACAUCGAUGAAUAUGAAGAAUACUAUGAAUAAGUAUAGAUCUUUGACAUAUGGGCCAUUUCCAAACCUUCCUGCUUACUCAAAUCAUGAAUUAACGGUCCAUUACGAACACGACGUCCCUAUACCCAUCAUAACCAAUCUAGACCGGGAGAUCGAAAUUUCUCAUUGGGGACUCAUUUCCGUGAAAGAGCUCAUAGAUAUAGAAAAUCAGGGGGCUACUCUUAUACCGCCAUUUUCUCGUUUCAAAUUUCAACAGCCAGGUGGGGAGGCCGGAAUUGCUUUGACUAAUUAUCAAACCAUACUUCCUACCCAUGCUCGGGACGUGUAUUAUAAGGAUCAGAUAGGCAACAUUUCGACUUCCAACGUUAUCUAUCACCAGCACAGUGACGAGUUGGGCGGUUCGGAUACGGGUCCCGUUGAGGUCAUCAUUAAACCCAGGUUCCCACUUUUCGGAGGCUGGAAGACCAACUAUAUACUCGGGUACAACCUACCUACCUAUCCUUACCUGUCCCAUAGAGGCGCGGAUUACGAGUUAAAAAUGAGAUUCGUCGAUCAUAUAUACCAUGAUCAAGUUAUCGAAAAGGCUGUGGUCAAAGUGAUCUUUCCGGAAGGUGCUAGCAUUGUCAAGGUCGACACUCCCUACUCAGUUAAUAGACGCGAUUCGUCCGACUCUAAAAUGCCUGUAAAAAGGCAUUACACUUAUUUGGACACUAUUGGUAGACCCGUCCUUGAAUUGUCUAAGGAAAAUCUGAUCGACGAACAUAUCCAAGAUUUUAUAGUUCAUUACAAGUUCGAAAAGGUCUACAUGCUCCAAGAACCUCUAUUACUUAUAUCAGUCUAUUUUCUGCUCUUUUGUGCCGUUAUCAUUUAUGUGCGCCUAGAUUUUUCAAUCACAAAAGACGAAAUGAGUGAAACAAAAUUAAGAGUUUCUGGUCAAUUGGAUAAAAUAAAGUAUCUGCAGCACGAAAGAAACACCCUAUACGAUUCUUACACCGAAUGCAUCGGCAAAUUUAAGAUUGACAAAGAUUUAACGAAUUUUACUGGCAACAAAAAAAAGAUUGAAAGUGAGUUGAAAAAAAUUCACCAAAAAAUAAACGAUUUGCAAAGCAGUCUUAAAGGUGACUCGAACGAUAUGGCGGAUAAGAUCAAUGAAUUACAAAAACUAGAUAAGACGCUGAAGGAAGUCAUGACAGUGUGGGUUUCCAAUGCAGAAAAAGCGGUAUCGGGUAAAAUGACCAGGCAGAUUUAUAGCGAUUCUGAAAAAAAUAAUAGCGUUAAAAAGGACGAAAUAAUAGAUAAGAUGGAUUCUAUUGUUGAUAAUUGAUUAGAUAUUUUUAAAAAAAUUAAAUUUUUUAUGUAUAUAUUAUUUUUUUAUAUAUAAAAUUUACUAUAUUUGUUGUGUUGGAUGGAUUCAUUAUAAAAUUUCAAUUUUUAUUAUAAUUUGAAAAUGAUUUUAGUAUUGUUUUAUUGGGUAAAUAA
Messenger RNA from Gordionus sp. m RMFG-2023, 1984 nucleotides. RefSeq names its product dolichyl-diphosphooligosaccharide--protein glycosyltransferase subunit 1-like. The transcript is spliced from 11 exons. NCBI's taxonomy places the organism in Eukaryota, Metazoa, Nematomorpha, Gordioida, Chordodea, Parachordodidae. The record is from RefSeq and is a predicted model, not a curated record. Gene Ontology annotation, cellular component: membrane; oligosaccharyltransferase complex. Bases 81 to 1829 code for a protein of 582 amino acids.